UAGAGUUCAAAUAGUGUAGAAAGGAUUACUCUUUGAGCUCUGUAGAAAGAUGGCUCUCUUCCAAACACAAACAACACCUCCUAUCCACAGCCAUGGCGUUAGCUUCAAAACCCACAGCCACUCUCCCAUGGCCAUACCAUUUCAUCCCCCACCGCCUUCCCUCCCUCUUUCUCUCUCCUCCAUUAGAACCCACCAACAAGACUCACUCUUUUCUCCCUUAACAGUGAAAAGAAAGUUGCUUUGCAGACCCCCUCGUGGUAAACAUGUUAGAGAAGAUUAUCUUGUGAAGAAGGUGUCGGCGGAGGAGGUUCAGGAACUGGUAAAAGGAGACAGAAAUGUACCCAUUAUUGUUGAUUUCUUUGCAACAUGGUGUGGACCCUGUAUAUUGAUGGCUCAAGAACUUGAAAUGCUUGCUGUGGAGUACGAGAGCAAUGUAAGAAUUGUAAAGGUUGACACGGAUGAUGAGUACGAAUUUGCACGGGACAUGCAGGUACGAGGAUUGCCGACAUUGUUAUUUAUAAGUCCAGAUUCAAGUAAAGAUGCCAUACGUACUGAAGGGCUCAUCCCAUUACAGAUGAUGCGGGAUAUCAUUGAUAACGACAUGUGAAGUAGCCCGUGGCUUAUUUCUGCAUAAAUUUGGGGAGCAUGGGUAUGGUGCUGGUACAAACUUUACCAUUACUGUUCGAGGUCUGUUGUGUUCUGAUUUACUAACUGAAAUUUUGCCGAGGAGUGAACAAUUUAGUAGCCAUAAACGUAAUGAGAUGGUACCCUAAACGUAAGGAUGCACGUCCAACACACAUCCUUGUUAUUACUGUUUUGUGAUGGUACCCUAAACGUAAUGAGAUUUUACCCCUUUUUGUUAAGCUGCAAGUUCAUGGCAGAUAAUCAAAUCAGUUGUUUGCGUGUUGUUAA
Messenger RNA from Pyrus x bretschneideri (Chinese white pear), 912 nucleotides. Its product is annotated as thioredoxin-like protein CITRX, chloroplastic. The transcript is spliced from 4 exons. Bases 50 to 607 code for a protein of 185 amino acids. NCBI's taxonomy places the organism in Eukaryota, Viridiplantae, Streptophyta, Magnoliopsida, Rosales, Rosaceae. The record is from RefSeq and is a predicted model, not a curated record. Gene Ontology annotation, biological process: plastid organization; cell redox homeostasis. Gene Ontology annotation, cellular component: thylakoid. Gene Ontology annotation, molecular function: protein-disulfide reductase activity.